This is a messenger RNA of Caenorhabditis elegans, 360 nucleotides long. RefSeq names its product FIP (Fungus-Induced Protein) Related (gene Y46G5A.38). The record is from RefSeq and is marked reviewed. The coding region runs from base 1 to 360 and encodes 119 amino acids. Lineage: Eukaryota; Metazoa; Nematoda; Chromadorea; Rhabditida; Rhabditidae. The transcript has a single exon.
AUGUUAUCCCUUAUCACAUGCGUUAUCGUCUCGCUGUGUCUGUUCAAUGGAUUUGUGGAAGCUGGACCAUAUGGUAAUGGUUAUUAUAACAAUUAUCGAAACUACAAUUAUCCGAAUCGCAAUGGCUAUGCAACUUAUCAAAACAACUACUACCAAGGCUACCGUAGUCCGUACCAGUACCAGAGGCAAGGCUAUAAUAACAACUAUUACUACCAAAAUUCGUAUGCCCAACAACCGUAUUACACUCAAACCUACUCCAACGGCAUUAACUACGACUCCCAAGGAAACUCAUUUAUUGGCACUAAGGAAAACGGCAUAUACCUAUUCUGUAAUGGACAUGGAUGUCCUGGAAGAGGAUAA